AUGCGUACUUCUCACAGUACAGAAAGAACCGUAGUACCGACUCAGCCAGCUAGUCGCGUCAACAGCAUGGAGCAUCUCGGGACGCUCAAAGAGCAAAACACAAACACAUCAAGUGGAAGACGCAAUCAGAUUCUGGAAAGCGAUGGAAGAAGUAAUGAAGAUGACCUGGAAAGGGCAAUUGACGAAGAAAAAGCUAUUGAAGGCGAAGAGGACAAGAAAGUUGAGCCGGAGAAGCAGAAGGAUCCGAAUCUGAUAGAGUGGGAUGGACCGGACGACCCCGAAAAUCCCAUGAAUUGGCCGGCAAGAAAGAAGUGGAUUAAUACUGUGACAAUGGGAAUGAUGACUUUCUGUGUAACAUUCGCUUCCAGUGUAUUCAGUAACGCAACAAGACCAACAGCUGAGCUUUUCCACGUCUCAACCGAGGUCACUACACUGGGAACCUCACUGUUCGUGCUCGGUUUUGCCGUCGGACCCUUGAUCUGGGGUCCCUUCUCUGAAGUGUUUGGAAGAAAGCUACCACUCUUCACCGGCUACACUCUCUUUGCCAUCUUUCAAAUUCCCGUCGCCGUCGCCGUCAACCUCGAAACCAUCAUGCUCUGUCGUUUCUUCGGUGGUGUUUUUGCCUCAGCACCACUCGCCAUUGUCGGAGGCGCAUUAGCGGAUUUCUUCACAGCAGUUGAUAGAGGUGUCGCUGUCUGUGUAUUCGCAGGAGCUACAUUUAUAGGACCAAUAGCAGGACCGAUCAUGGGAGGCUUCAUCGUUGACAGCUACCUGGGCUGGCGCUGGACAGCGUGGAUAACCCUCAUCAUGGCUACUUUCUUUGGACUCCUAGGUCUCAUCAUCGUCUCAGAGAGUUCACAUCCAAAGAUUCUCCAGAAUCGCGCCAAGAGAAUUAGGUUUGAGACUAAGAACUGGGCCAUCCACUCGGAACUUGACACCAAGGAAAUCAACUUCAAAUCCAUUCUCCAGGUCUACCUCCUCCGGCCGGUUAAAAUGCUCGUCCUAGAACCAAUCUUACUUCUUAUUACCAUCUAUAUGGCUUUAAUUUAUGGGAUGCUCUAUCUCUUUUUCGAGGCCUACCCCAUAUCGUUUCAGGAACGACGUGGUUGGAAUGCUGGUGUUGGUGCACUUCCAUUUAUCGGCAUCGCACUUGGAGUCGCUCUCGGAGUAGGAACCAUCAUCACAGUUACCAAAACACGAUUCAAGCGUAAGCUCAUUGAGCACGGAAGAGUGAUUCCAGAAGAACGACUUCCACCAAUGAUUCUUGGUUCUGUUUUGUUGCCGGCAGGAUUGUUCUGGUUUGCAUGGACCUCCUCCCCAAAUAUCUCAUGGGUACCACAAGUUAUAUCAAGCGUCUUGAUUGGCUGGGGAAUCUUGAUGAUUUUCUUACAAGGAUUUAAUUACAUCAUUGACGUCUACUUGUGGUACGCGAAUUCGGCCAUCGCUGCAAAUACGUUGCUGAGAAGUUCGGCUGGUGCUGGAUUCCCAUUGUUCGCUACAGCUAUGUAUCAUACGCUUGGCGUGGCCUGGGCAACGAGUCUGUUGGGAUUUCUGUGUAUUGCCAUGAUUCCUGCUCCUAUCUGCUUUUAUAUUUACGGUGCUAAGAUUCGAGCCCUGAGUAAAUUUGCACCUAAAGUAUAA
Molecule: messenger RNA, 1641 nt
Organism: Glarea lozoyensis ATCC 20868
Lineage: Eukaryota; Fungi; Ascomycota; Leotiomycetes; Helotiales; Helotiaceae
Product: MFS general substrate transporter
Exons: 2
Coding region: 1-1641 (546 amino acids)
Biological process (GO): transmembrane transport
Molecular function (GO): transmembrane transporter activity
Source: RefSeq, a predicted model, not a curated record